This is a messenger RNA of Nanorana parkeri, 1278 nucleotides long. RefSeq names its product leucine rich repeat containing 19 (gene LRRC19). Gene Ontology annotation, molecular function: signaling receptor activity; protein binding. Lineage: Eukaryota; Metazoa; Chordata; Amphibia; Anura; Dicroglossidae. Gene Ontology annotation, cellular component: plasma membrane. Gene Ontology annotation, biological process: positive regulation of non-canonical NF-kappaB signal transduction; interleukin-8 production. The record is from RefSeq and is a predicted model, not a curated record. Bases 35 to 1162 code for a protein of 375 amino acids. The transcript has 4 exons.
UUAAACAAUAUACUGUUCACUCCAGGAAAUAAAGAUGCAUAUGAUAAUUCUACUUUUGAUGAUGUGGAUGGGAAGUGUAUAUGCCCAGCUUGCAUGUAAGAACAAGGAAUGCUCAUGGGUUAAUUCUAACCUCACAGAAAUCCCUACAAGCAUACCAAAGGAUAUUAUAAAACUCAACUUGGCUCAAAAUAAUAUCAGCUCAGAUAAAUUAACCGAAGAAGCUCUAAAACAAUACCCUAAUCUUACAGAACUGAAUCUUAGUAGCAAUAACAUUAAAACCCUCUCAAAUGCCAUUUUUUCUGGACUUACCAAACUUGAAGUUUUAGUCCUCAAAGAGAAUGGUAUUACAACUGUUGAAGUAUUGGUCUUUCAAGGACUAGAAUUCUUGAGGAUUUUGGAUCUCAGCUACAAUGAAAUUAUAGAGCUACCUACGAAUAUUCUGCAGCCAUUUAAGCAGCUGCAAGAAUUAAACCUUCAAAACAACAGUAUGACAAACCUGGAUAUUAAAGAUGCACUUACAGACUUGAAAACACCUCUAAAUAUAACACUGAGUGGAAACCAGUGGAAUUGUAGCUGCUCCCUUAUGCAUCUGUCAGAAUGCCUAAAUGACAGCACAGUAAUUCUAGAAAAUGAAGACAUCACCAUGUGUUCCACUCCAGAGAACAUGAAAAGUUACACAAUCAAAGCAAUCUUGACUUCGCCAGACAUACAAAAGUGCAAUGACAAUGGAAGCCCGAGCAGCACUACAGCAGCUACCUUUGAGAACCCUUCAACUGCUCCUAUGUUCACUGUGAGCAAUGGGACUUUCAGUAAAGUAAUCAAUGGAACGGCCGCCACAUCUACCAAAGGAAACAGCUGGAGAUUCCUUGUGGGAGUGGUGAUCGCUGGGAUUGUCACCCUAUUGCUGAUAACAGCUGCAGUCAAGUUCCCCAAAUGGUACGAAUUCUUGCUAAGUUACAAUCAUCAUCGCCUAAAGGAAGAAGAACCCUAUAUGUUUGAGGAAGAGUUCCACGUGGACUUCAGCAUGAGCACAAAUGAUAGAAUCCAAGAAGAGGAAGAAACUGUGGUGGUCUUCGAACAAACACACUCCUUUAUACCUGAAGAAGAUGGAUUUAUAGAGGACAAAUACAUUGAUGAAAAGGAUAUGAGAGAAGAGAGCUGAGCCAAAAUGAAAAACUUACACUACUGGGAUUUUGUACAUAUAUGACAAAUGCUUCCUUGUCAAGAAGUAUACAAAAAGAUCAGAUUUUCAUAUAUUGUGAUCUCACAGAUAAAUGU